Messenger RNA from Puccinia triticina, 675 nucleotides. RefSeq lists its product as uncharacterized. The coding region runs from base 1 to 675 and encodes 224 amino acids. NCBI's taxonomy places the organism in Eukaryota, Fungi, Basidiomycota, Pucciniomycetes, Pucciniales, Pucciniaceae. The transcript is spliced from 2 exons. The record is from RefSeq and is a predicted model, not a curated record.
AUGCGCCGCCUGUCAAUCCGAUAUCAACGUGACAGCCACGACGACUCGGAUUCUGACGAGUCUUUCCACUGUUGUGGAAGACCAGAAGACCUCCUCGACAGCCCGCCGAGACCCACGACUGAGCCGAAGAAGCUUUUAUCCCAAGCUUACAAGGAGGUGUUCGUGCCCGAGAAUCCAGAUUUCUACUGCUAUCAAUCCGGGCUUGAACGCCAGCAGCGAGAACAAUCCAUCUCGACUGCGGGCCCGUCACAGGUCUCUGGCCGGGCUCCUGUUGCUCGCGUCCUAGGACGCACUUGUUCCGCCGAGUCCGAAAAAACUUUGGUGGCCGAAGAGCCUGUGCUGGUAAUCAAGACGGGUCUCAAUUCUCCUUCCCCGUCGAAAAGAAUGCGAGCUCGAUCUGUCAUCGCGCAGCUGCCGCCUCCAAGGCCUAAUUUGCGAAGAGCAUCAAUGAAUAUCUUCCGAUCAACCUCUAUCUCGCGAAGACCCAGUGUGAAGACUUCCCCGCAAAAGUCCAACAACGGUUCGAAGCCUCUUAGACCCCGCUUUUCCAUCCUGCAGGCAAAAAGACGGUCGACGAAGACUAUCUACGACAUCAACGAGGUCGACUCCGAACCACGCGCGAUUUGUCAGGGAGAGGGAUCCUCGAAUAGUGUAUCUAUGGUUGUGGAGGAAUGA